This is a messenger RNA of Phasianus colchicus (ring-necked pheasant), 530 nucleotides long. The record is from RefSeq and is a predicted model, not a curated record. Lineage: Eukaryota; Metazoa; Chordata; Aves; Galliformes; Phasianidae.
GUUGGUGGCUGGUGGCAGCAAGCAGUGCACAGGAAUUGUCCCCUGUCCUAGUGCCCCGACCCUCCCUGUCGCUGCACCCCAGCCAGGGGGUGUCCCUGGGGGACAAUGUCACCCUGCGCUGCCACCUGCCUCGGGUGCAAGCCUGGGUCCAGCUCUGGUUGAAUGGAAUUCUGAAAUCUAACAAGGAAAAAGACAAGGAGCAGGAUACAGCUGAGUUCUCCUUUGCUGUCACAAACUUGGAAGACACCGGGACGUAUCAGUGUCGGUACCAGGUGUCAGAGCCACUGUGGACAUCAGAGAGGAGUGAUCCUGUGAAGCUGGUGCUGACAGGUGCUGAGGUGUCAUCCCGUGGGAACCUGAUGGUGGCGGUGGUGAGGGACUGCACUGCUGCCCUCAUCUUCAGCCUGAGCCUCUACUUCAUCCUGGAUGCCUGCAGCCUCUGGACAUGGAGAGAUGAGAGUCCUGGUUUCACCCCCAGAAUGACCGAUCCCGUACACUUCCAGGUAAGUGCCUGAGUCAGUGGACCGCAA